AUGAUAAUGGCAUAUCUACAAGUUAUUUGUUUGAGUGCUUUUUUCUUUGUGUCUGGAAAUGCACAAGUUUCAAUGGCUAAUAAAAACAGUGCAUUUGAUUUAAAUUUAUAUGAAAAGGUUUUAGAUCCCAAAUUAUGUAGGAAGCAAAUAAGAUACAUGGCAGCUAAUAGUUCUGUUCUGUUAGCACAAUUUUUGGAUGCAGGCCUGAGAGUACCUAAAGGAUUUUUCGAUGGCAAUGCAGAUGAUCUUGGGAAUUAUUAUCAAUGUCUGGCUAUAGAUGCACCCUUUGGAGACUCUCGUAUCUCUGGAAAGUAUUGUGUAGUACAAGUGCCAUUAAGUCAAGAUCUAACCCUACCUGGCUUCUCGGGAAAGGCUGAUGCACUAAAUGUUAAUAAAUUAAAGCUGGGACCAGCCGCUCAACUUGUUUUAGAGAAGUAUUAUACAGGUAUCAAGGGAUACCGAGCAUUAUCCGGCACACAUUUGGAUGACAGAGUUGCACAUGUCACUGGUACUUUGUUUAAAUUGGCGGUAUGUAUUCCUCGGCCAUGUACCACAGAGGUAGCGGUAACUACCUUACUCUUCAACCUCUCUACUAUUGGAUUUGAUUAUCAAGAACUGUUUUGUCGACUACCCAAUGACAAGCCGUGGGUGUCUGCUGAUUCUGCGGCAGUAUUAAUUUUCUUUAUGAUUGGUCUUCUAACACUAAUGAGCAGUGUGUAUGAAUUGACGCAUAUAUUCCUUUUAAAGAAAGAUCCAAAGUCUGUCAACAUUUAUUACCGUUCAUUUUCUAUAUACAGCAACACACAUAGUUUAUUUAAUAUUCCAAAAGAACCUCAUACUUUGAUGUGUCUCAAUGGUAUUAGAACUAUAGCUACCGUGUGGAUUAUCGUCGGCCAUUCUUUCUCUUCAUUGUCAGGUUUACUUAACCCUUUUAGAGCUUGGGAGUGGAUGAUAUCUUUUGAUGGAUUAUGGGUCUCAUCAACACCAAUUACGGUAGACACAUUCAUUACCAUCACAGGCAUACUUUUAGUUUUCACAACAGCUAAGAAAAUGGACGCAGGUUCAUUGCUUCGUAAUCUUCAUAUAUUUUACUUAAAUCGCUUGCUACGUAUGUUUCCGUUGCUCGCUACGGCGAUAUUAUUCGACGCGUCUGUGUUCCAUAGAAUAGGGGAUGGGCCGUAUUGGAUGGCGGUUGCAACAAAUGCACAGAAAUGUAGAGAAUAUUGGUGGACUACUUUGUUGCAUUUGCAAAACUAUCUCAACCCGAAAGACAUAUGUGUACCACAUUCUUGGUACAUCGCGGUAGACGUUCAGCUGCACAUUCUAUCACCUCUCGUGUUAUAUUGGAUACUGAGAGGCAGAAAACAGACGGCGUGGUUUGCGCUACUCUUGUCACUGACUGUCACUUUGAUUGUAUCUGCCAUUUAUAAUGGUUUUAUGGAUCUACCAGCACAUACAAUAUCACCAGCACGUAAUGAUAGGAUUAUGGAAUAUAUGACAAAGUAUUACUUUCAUUUAAUAUCUCGAAUCGCUCCGUUCCUCGUGGGCAUGAUGUAUGGAUAUAUACUUCAUCUAUGGCGGGGGAAGAGAGUUUUGAUCAAUGCAUUUACAGUCCAAGGUAUGUGGGUGGUAUCACUGUGUAUCAUAUCUGGCACACUGUACAUGUUGUAUCGCGUCAAGCAACUGGACUGGAAUUACCGCGCGGCGGACGCGGCACUCAACACACUCAUGCGCCCACUUUGGGCCGCCGCAGUCGGUUGGAUGGUGCUCGCCUGCGCCCAUGGAUAUGGAGGUCCUAUCAAUUGGUUUUUAUCUCUACCGUUAUGGCGGUUACCAGGCAGACUUACAUAUGGAAUGUAUUUAUUUCACUAUCCAAUAAUAGUGGUUGUUAAUGGUACCAUUGUGGGACUCCAGUACUUUUCUGUUGCUAAUGUUAUGUACCAGGCCUUGUCUUUUUUGGUGUUGUCUUUCAUAUUAUCUUUCAUUCUUACGGUAGUUAUAGAAGAACCAUUUACUAUUAUCUUCAAAAGUCUUCUUGAUAAAGGACUUUCUAAAUCAAACAAUGAGGAAAAGAAGCUUGGAGAAAUUGAGGCAUUCGAAAUAGAAUCUAGAAAGGAUGAAGAUUAG
Papilio machaon (common yellow swallowtail) is the source of this 2127-nucleotide messenger RNA. RefSeq names its product O-acyltransferase like protein. The transcript is spliced from 13 exons. Gene Ontology annotation, molecular function: acyltransferase activity, transferring groups other than amino-acyl groups. NCBI's taxonomy places the organism in Eukaryota, Metazoa, Arthropoda, Insecta, Lepidoptera, Papilionidae. Bases 1 to 2127 code for a protein of 708 amino acids. The record is from RefSeq and is a predicted model, not a curated record.